This is a messenger RNA of Spirometra erinaceieuropaei, 8166 nucleotides long. NCBI's taxonomy places the organism in Eukaryota, Metazoa, Platyhelminthes, Cestoda, Diphyllobothriidea, Diphyllobothriidae. The record is from the annotation of a GenBank genome assembly.
AUGACAUCCCCCGAGCCGUCAAGUCUCGGCGCCGCGAUCGAGGUCCAGGUAAACUGUAGUAAUGACAACAGAGGAUGGACGUCUUGCGCGAGACCAACAAUUCGACUGCCGCGAACGAUGAUGUUUAGUGUGUCGUCCAUGGAAUGGGCAUCGCACCGGCGAUAGCGUAAACAGUGGUAGGUGUUUAGUGGGGUCGGGGGUGUGGCGUUUACGAGAUGAGCGUGUUCGUAGAAUUGGGGGUUGAGAGUUCGCUUUAGGAGUGUUCAGGACAGUGUGAGCUGGCGUCUAUCUGUCUACGUUGAGUAGGUCGGGUUGUGAAAUUAGCUAAUUGCACACCCUCUAUCACCUUUACUCCACCCUUGCGUUUUCUACCGAUUAUGUUAACCCCUGUCACUAGGGACGCAGAUACUGGGUGUUGGUAUUUCGCUCGUUUAUGAGUGUGUAGAAGGACGCCAGGUUGGACGACAGGGAGAGUUGGCUUUCGGAGUGUAGUCUCUGUCCGAACGUAGGUGGAGCCGUUCAUGCUGCCAAACUGUUGAUGAUCGGAAGGUGAACGGGUAGAUGACGUGUCAUUUAUAGUACCAUUUGCUGGUAGAUUUGGGAGUACUCGUUCGCCUGGGAAGCAAUCGAUGCUGAAAGUCGGAUACUUUUGUUUGGUGUUAAUUAAGUUCUACGUCGUUCUAUUUUAAGGCAUGUAAAUGUUUUGUAAGGAGCUUACCUAAAGGCCUUAAAUUUUCCAGCGAAAAAAUGACGGAAGAGUAGAUUUGCAGGAAUGUUUCGGUAGAUAUCAAAUAUGUAGUGUCCGAUACCAGACUGAAAAGAGUGAAUAUGGCUGUGAGAGCUUAAGAAUGUCUUAAAAAAACUAGUCCUCUAUUCCCGACCAUUGGAAAUUUCGGAACGCCUGUAAACUCUCCCAAUCCAAUCAUGAAAUUUUGAAGGCGAACAGGGAGCCUAACGCAGUUGCUGUGAUUUUAACAACUUACAAGAUUUAAAGGGAAUUUAAUGCGGCUGCACCAUGAGACUUUCUCAAACUACUUGUAGCAUCAGAUAAUGUAGACAUCUUUAACACGAUAAUAUUCACAAAAUAACCACUCUAAGCAAAUCGUCAUCUACGUGCGACACAGAAUAGCAUAGAUGGCUAAGGUACUGGCAGCUAUUUGAAGUUGGUAUUGCCAGAAAGAGGUUCGGUCCCAGCAUGAAGCGUUUUGGAACUUCACUCUUCGUCACUGUACCCGUCGGUUGCUGUUGCUCCGCGCAGAUAGCUUGGGAACGGCCGCUGAGGAAUUUCUCGAUCCAUUUAAGAAGCUUGCCGCCGAUGCCCAUCACUCGCUGGUGUGAAACACUGUCGAACGUCUUCCGGAAAUUGCUGUAGGCUUCAUGCACAGCGUCUUUUGCAUGGAGUGCUCAUGUCCAGUUUUGUAUUGUGUGAAUCACGUUUGUUACACACGAUCCUCCCCUACGUAAGCCGCAUUGUGCAUUGAACAAGAGGUUGUUGGUUUAAAAAUAAGACAUCAAAUCCCCUUUGAUGAUUUUUUCCAUGUCUUUGCGGCAGAAAGAUGGCAGAGUGACGGCCCUGUAUUUCGUCGCAAGAACACGACUACCGCUUUUGUACAGAGGCAUAAUGUGGACCAUCUUCCAGUCUGCAGGAAGGAUUCCAGCAUCAAACGAUGAUUGGCACAAAAGAGGGAGUGGUUUGGUCAACUUGCGGGAAAGUACAGAGAGCUGUUUUGCAGGGAUUUCGUCCGGGCCGAGAGAUUUACAUUCCUCCAAGCUAUUCUACUUCUUAGAAGGUCGCGUCUUCGCAAAACACAGUAACUUUAAUAAUCGAAUCUUACAUGAUCUCAGCAAUGGGAGGAAUGUGAACUGAUACCCUAGUGAAAAUUACGUUGGAAGAACUGAGAAAAAUGCUCAGAUUUAUUUGUGCAUUCUGAUAUUUCCGUAGAGGGUGUAACUGCGGGAAGCUAGUUAUACAUGAGUCGAGGUCGGAACAGAAGUCACAAGUGACGAGUCUCCUUGUGCUGGCUGAUCAGGCGACGGACUUCAGCGUCAUUGGGUCGGUCGACCAAGAUAACAAGCCUGUGCAAUGUGUUAUAGAAGACGUGGCUUGGACAAGCUAGUUCGAUCGACCUGCAUAGUCAGUGGUUCAAUACCAACAUGACUCAUGGCCUCCCUAAAGCAUUACGGUUAGUUGAAAGGGAAGUUGGGUUAGACAUGACAUCCCCCGAGCCGUCAAGUCUCGGCGCCGCGAUCGAGGCUUGGGUAAACUAUAGUAAUGACAACAGGGGAUGGACGUCUUACGCGAGACCAACAAUUCCACUGUCACGAACAAUGAUGUUUAGUGUGUCGCCCACGGAAUGGGCAUCGCACCGGCGAUAGCGUAAACAGUACGUAAGUGUUUGGUGGGGUCGGGGGUGUGGCGUUUACGAGAUGAGCGUGUUCGUAGAAUUGGGGGUUGAGAGUUCGCUUUAGGAGUGUUCAGGAGAGUGUGAGUUGGCGUCGAUCUGUCUACGUUGAGUGGGUCGGGUUGUGAAAUUAGCUAAUUACACACCCUCUAUCACCUUCACUCCACCCUUGCGUUUUCUACCGAUUAUGUUAACCCCUGUCUCGAGCGACGCAGAUACUGGGUGGCGGUAUUUCGCUUGUUUAUGAGUGUGUAAAAGGACGCCAGAUUGGACGACAAGGAGAGUUGGCUUGCGGGGUGAAAUCUCUGUCCGGACGUAGGUGGGGCCGUUCAUGUUGCCAAACUGUUGAUGAUCGGAAGGUGAACGGUUAGAUAACGUGUCAUUUACAGCACCAUUUGCUGGUAGAUUUGGAAGUACUCGUUCGCCUGGGAAGCAGUCGAUGCUGAUAGUCGCAUACUUUUGUUUGGUGUUAAUUAAGUUCUGCGUCGUUGUCUUUCAAGGCAUGUAAAUAUUUUGUAGAGAGCUUACGUAUAGGCCUUAAAUGUUGCAGCUGAAAAAAUGACGGGAGAGUAUAUUUUAAGGAAUGUUUCGGCAGAUAUCAGAUAAGUAGUGUCUGAUACCAGACUGAAAAGUGUGAAUAUAGCUGUGAGAGCUUAAGAAUGUCUUAAAUAACUAGUCCUGCAUUUAUGACUAUUGGAAAUUUCCGGACGACUGUAAUCUUCUUCCUCAUUGUGUUUGUCGGCCAAGACGACAACCAUGCGCAAUGUGUUUUAUAAGGCGUCGCCCUAAGAUUUUUGCUCUUUUGACCGGCAUAUUCAGUGCUCCAGUACCUACACGACUCUGAACCUCCACUUAGCAUUACGUUUGGUUGUACGGGGAGAUGUGUUAGACAUGACAUUCCCCUAUCCCCCAUGUCUGGGCGCUGCGAUCCCGAUCCAUUUAAAUGGUAGUUAAUUCAACAAAUGAUGGAUAUCUUGCCGAGAGGCCAACAGUUCAGUCGUCACGAACGAUUAUUUCCAACUUAUCUCCCGCUGACUGAGCACCGCACCGGAGUCGUUAACGUGAAUUUUUUCAUAAUGAAGCAGACCCGACGCAUGAUCUGCACAAUUUGCCCCUCGCUCUUCAACCUUGUUCCGAUGGCCCAAAUACCAACUCGCAACCCUCAUUUGUGCUGGCUGUCACAGGAUAAACGUCCCAAAUCGCAAUCCUGCACAUUUUUAUUGGACUUUCGUGUCCCUGAUGGUAAGAUUCCGGAAUUUUGGAGACACGUUCGUCCCACUGUGCCUUGGGGUCCAAUCUGGGGCCUUAAUUGGCAGCCUCACAUUGGCUAUUUGCAUAGGUGGAAAGAGAUAACCGAAAAGGACAUGGCAGAUUAGAGUGGCCAUUUCUGACUUACUGGUUGACAUCAGCCAGCCAUACUCAAACCCAGAUUCUGCAACCCGGAGAUUCGAACGCGCGAUCUGUUGGUUAGAGUUCCAAUGCCUCGGGGGUUGCAAAACCUGGAGUUUGGUAUGGUUGAAGGAAGACGAUUAAUAGACCGUAAAUGGCCGCCAUUUCUGCCUCAGACGUUAAAUAUCCCAGCGAACAUUCCUUCUUAGGCGGUUUCGCGCAUAGACUAUUAUACAAGUUAAGCUGACGUAGUACCGUUGGGGGCAACAUCUGGGUUCAGGGAAAAAAAGUCCACAGUAAUUAGAUCAUUCAGAAUGACUACGAUAUGUACACCAAACCCCCGUGGCUGCAAUGUAUUAGCGUCGAAGAAAACUGAAGAAAAGCCUUCAUCGAUGCAUCUAUGUUUAAUUCGUUUGAACCAAACCACUUUUGAGUAAACUUAAACCGCCGGAUAGGGAUUGUGAGGCCGGUAAGACGAGCUCGCGGAUUUAAGGUAAUCAGCGAAAUAAAACAAGUCACACUUACUUUGAGUGUUGCGGGGUGGCGCAAAUUCUGCAGGGGCAGAACGCUUUUAAAUUUGCACAAAUUCAAACUGCUGAGCCCUUAACUUCUGGUCAGGGUCGCUGGGGUGACGGCAUCGGCUGUAGGAACUUCCAUAUUCAAUAAAUCUCGACUGGCUAGGAGUUCUAAUUGAAGCCUGAGCCGCUUUUCUGCCGGGUUGUAAACCACUUAUGCGCAUUGGAGAUUGUAAACAAAUUCGUUAAGUUCGCUUUACCCGAAGAUGUAGUAGGUAAACCCGUGAACAAAUCAUACUCUUGGCCUAAAAAACGCUCGACAACAAAACAGAACGCGGAUUCCAAUCUCAAGUCCUGCAAAACUGCGUUAUGUAGGACUGACCUGCGACGACUAAUAAGCCAGAAAUAGUCAUCCAAGACUCGGCCUUGUCUAUGUCUGUGAUCAUCUCUGUAUACAUUGAUGGUUAAUAUGCGACAGACUUCGUGGAAUCUGGACUGAUCUUUAAAAGCACAACCAGACAAAAUAUGUCCCCUAACCCGAUAUCUGAACUCCUUCCAUCAGUAUUAACUAUCUCUGAUCGUAUCCGACAACACAAGGACCCUGUGGCUGAAUGGUAGAAUGUUGGGUUCAACAAAGUUUCAUAAUGAAAGAGUGCGGCUUCUAAUUGCCUUUUGCACGGCAACUUUUUGCGGAGGCAAAUCUGCAAAUUGGCGUCUUAAGUAAGACUGGCAGGCGAGGGUUAAUAAAGCACAAAUGGAAAUCCUAAUCUUCCUUGUAAAUGUCGUUCUCCUGCUUCAGUAUUUCCUUCGCACUGACGAUUGGCCCCGAGUCCUCCUUUAUGUGAUUCAUUUCAGUUCAGAAUGGCAUCACCGACAAAGGCAAGGGAGACGGGAAUGUCCAUUUCUGGUUUAUUAGUCAGCACGUCAUACCCAACCCCGAAGUGUGGAACACCAGAGGCUCGAACUCGCGACCUGUUAGUUAGAAGUCCACGCCUCUAACCACUGAGCCACGAGCCCGUUGUCCUGUCGGUUUUCGAUCGGGAAUAUACAAUGGUAGGGGGCGCUCACCAAUCGUUCUUACGGAACUCACUCGAUCCUUUGCGCCUUACGGGCUUUCUCUCGAACCCAACCAGCAGCCUCGGGUGUUCCACACUUCGUGGUUGGGUAUGGCUGGCUGACGACGGCUAAUAAGCCAGAAAUGGCCAUUCCAGUCUCCCUUGUCUUUGUCGGUAAUACCAUUCUGCCUAUAUAUCAUGCGCCGCUGUGCGGCUGCUGGUUGGGCUCGAGAGAGAGUCCAUAAGGCACAACGGAACGAGUGAGUUCUGUAUGAACGAUCGGUGAGCGCCCCCUAACAUUGUAUAUUCCCGAUCGAAAACCGACAAGGCAACGGGCUCGUGGCCCGGUGAGUAGAGGCGUUGACUUCUAAACCAACAGGUCGCGAGUUCGAGGCUCGGGUGUCCACACUUCGGGCUUGCGUAUGGCUGGCUGACGACGGCUAAUAAGCCAGAAAUGGCCAUUCAAGUCUCCCUUGUCUUUAGGAGCGAAGUGUGGGCGCAAGCCUUUAAACUCCCCAUAUGCUCGGAUUACAAAUAACAGUCAAUAAACAUGGAGAGAUGAAAUUAAAGGAAGCUUGAUGAUGUACAUACGUGCGUUUCCACCAGAAUUUUAGUUUCUCCUGAUGAAUUUUUGUCAGAACGGUGCGUGUAAGAGAUAUGAAACGGCGGGGUUUAGUAUAAUCAUGUGACGCUCGAGGUUCUUCUUGUACACUUACACCUGGUGAUACUACGAUGUCCAAUUAUCGGAAAUGCUCACCAAACGCGUUACGAGAUGCACUCGUCCCUUGGUGCCUUGGGAUUCAAUUUCGAGUCCCGCCAGCAGCCAUACAGCGGCGCAGAAAAACACUAACGAUAAAAACAAGGGAGACUGGAGCGGCCAUUUCUGGCUUUCUAGCUGUCAUCAGCCGGCUAUUAUCGACCCCAGGUCUUGCAACUCCUGAGUUUCGACCCCAGGACCUGUUAGCUAGAAGUUCAACGCCCUACCGACAGGACAACGAGUCAGUGGUUCAGUGGUUGGAGCAUCGGACUCCCGACAAGCAGGUCUUGGGAUCCAGACUAGGGGGUUUCAAGAUCUUGGGUUGGUAGCGGCUGGUUCAUGACGGCUAGUAGGCCAGGAUGGCCAUUCCGGUCUCCUCUGUCUUUGUCGGUAACGUUAUUCUGUCUAUAUUUCAAUGUCUCUCGGCAGAGCGUUCCCCGCAUUAAAUUUCAUGGUUUUAAUAGAUGAUUUCGGUUUUCGGACUGCUCUGCCUUGACGAAGCACUUCAGCGAAGAUGUGGUCAGGACAACUUUUGCCCAUAUUUUUGAAUUUCGGGAGCCAUUUGACCCGUAUUUCAAAGAAAAUAGUGCAAAUGGAUAACCUACUUGCAAAUAAAGUCUGUGGCCUACCCCGUUCGUUUGAUUCUUAAUCAAUACUUUCGCGAAAUUUACCAGCCUUUAGACACCACGAAAGAAGAUCUUGACUUCGCUUAGGAGAACCGACAUUACAGGUGUACGUGUGGUACAAAAAGCUUUUCGAUGGAUAAAUGUCCAAGCAAAGCCCACAGAAUGCGCCGGAUGUAAUGAAACACUGGUCGAAUUCUGCUAAAUAAUAGCCUAUAGUAUCAAUUAUAGUGUAAAAUAAUGUCAAGUUUCUCCAUGCGGAAUGUGUACUUACCAACCUUGACACACAAAGGAGACGGUAAGCCUGGUCUCAGAGAUAAACGCCAAUCCGGCAAAUCUCAGGGACAUCAGAGCGGACACCCAGACUGACCGGUGUUUUAUGAAAUCUAAAAAUCUCAUCUCGGCAGAAGGCAUCCUGUCGACAUUCUUCAUAAGUCCUGUGUCUCUCUAUGGGGCGAUCUGGACGACUGAUUGCCUCAAGUUCAUGAUCGAAGGCUACUUAAAAACUGUAACCUCAGAAAGUCAGAUCGACUAACGUAUAAAAGCCUAGCGUCUGACAUAGACAGGCAUCGACGGUCUACCUCGAUACCUGUCUGAAGCUCCACUUUCAUACACCAGCAAGUAGGGUGCGGUGGAAUUUGUGACCGAAUGUGGGCAAGCCUUCGGGGUCCCAGCAUCCUAUUGGGCUACUGCAACAGAGACGUACCAUAGCGGCUCGUCCUAAUCUGCUGUUCGAUCGGAAUAAGCACUCGUCAAAGUUUGAUGACAAUGUCACGGCUGCUUUUGCCGUUGACUCUGGAAAAUGUUUAAUCCAAUUCACCAUGGCGGUGGAAACAGACAAUCGGCCGCCCUUUUUUGACAUCCUUUUACUUCAGAGUGUAAUCAUAGAGUUACAGGCCAAUGGUUUGACCAUCGGUGACGGACAGGUUUCCAACUGUCUCACGUAGUAGAUGCGGCAGUAAAUUGUACGCGAAUAAGAUUAUAGCGAUGCAGAUUCACCUAAUGCUUCUCACGCCCAUCUAGUUAUGACAGAAUGACAAGGCCAUGCUUACAGGGGAGGGGGGGGGCAUGAACGCAGAGACUGUCAUGCGCAAUCAGCCCGUUGACGCGUCACAGGCGACCUGGUGAUUAUCUUUACUCUAGCCAGGUUUCACUCAGUUUUCACUACCUCACGUGAAUGAAGAUGCCAUAAAGGCCGCGUUACGAAGAAGAAGAAGAAGAAGAAAAAAAGAAGGUGAUGAUGAUGAUGACGACGACGACGACGACGAUGAUGAUGAUGAUGAUGAUGAUGAUGAUGAUGAUGAUGAUGAUGAUGAUGAUGAUGAUGAUGAUGAUGAUGAUGAUGAUGAUGAUGAUGAUGAUGAUGAUGAUGAUGAUGAUGAUGAUGAUGAUGAUGAUGAUGAUGAUGAUGAUGAUGAUGAAUAA